AUGUAUGGACACUUUGAUCAAGUUGCCCACACUGCUCUUAGAAAAUAUCAGUUUUCUCAAGCUAGACUAUAUAGAAGGUUGAAAUUACAGCAGAUGAGAUCCGGUAUAUUGUCAAAGAAUGAAAUUGUGAUGAGUCAAAUGGUAGAAGCAGGUCAAACCUUUUCUAGCACCAAUAAUGUCUUACCGGAAAAUUCAAUAACUGAUGUUGGAACACUUAGCAGCGAUGAAGAUGUUUCAGAUGCAGACAACGAUGUUUGUGAAGACAAUAAACCAUUACAAGAGCCAAUUCCUGAGAUCCCUGAGAAUAUUGUUUUGUUGCUUAAAAAGGCUGAAGAUACAGAAAUACUUGACUUUGGUGAUCCUACAUGUAUUUGUUUCUACUGUAAUGCUUUAAUGUGGCCUAAUGAGAAAACUGGGAAAAUAAAAAGCUCUGGCCAAGCUGCAUUUUCAUUGUGUUGUUUGAAAGGGAAAGUUACCUUGCCUUUUCUACGCAAUCCUCCAUCGUUACUAAUGGAUUUAUGGACAGACAAAGAUCCUAGAGCUACAAAUUUUAAGGAAAAUAUCAGAGCAUAUAACAGCAUGUUCGCAUUUACCUCUAUGGGUGGUAAGGUUCGUGAUCAUCUAUCUUCUGAUGAAACUUCUCAGCUCUCUGUGCGUCUAUUUCGAGCAAGGGGAAAGGAUCCUAGAACUUACAAUAUGCCUACGGCUGAUGAGGUCGCAGCUUUGAUCGUUGGUGACUUUGAUGAUAUGGAAUUUGGUAGGGAUGUUGUUGUCAAAUUAAGAGAUGGUUUCUUGACCAAAAUCCAUGAAACACAUAUUGCAUUCAUCCCCUUGCAGUACCCUUUACUUUUUCCAUAUGGUGAAGAUGGUUUUCGGGAAGACAUUCCUAUUAGUGAACUACUCAGGAACAUGGUUUUAAAUUCAAGGAGAUUGUUUCAACAAUUUGUGGUGGACACUUAUACUAUGGUUGAAGCUAAUCGACUUUCUUACUUAAAGCGUAACCAAAAAACAAUCAGAGCUGAUUAUUUAAAUGGUGUAGCAGAGGCAAUUGACAAUGAAGAAACUGAUCCCUCAUCAGUUGGAAAGCGAAUUAUCUUACCGCCUUCUUUUACAGGUGGUCGCCGCUAUAUGUUUAAUAACUGUCAAGAUGCAAUGGCUAUUUGCAAAAAAUUUGGUUAUCCAGAUUUAUUUAUAACGGCUACUUGCAAUUUUGGAUGGGGUGAGAUUCAGAGGUUUGUCCGUCACAAAAAUUUAAAGGCAGAAGUCAGGCCGGAUAUUUGUGUACGUGUUUUUAAGAUGAAGCUUGACAACCUAAUGUCUGAUUUAAAGAAAGGAAAGAUAUUUGGAAAGGUUGAUGCGGGAGUUCCUCUCGAUAAUGGUUUUGUUGUUCCUUAUAACCCGGUCUUGCUUAUGCGCUAUCAAGGACACAUCAAUGUUGAGUACUGCAAUAAGUCGAAUGCUAUAAAAUAUCUUUUCAAGUACAUUAACAAAGGACCUGAUAGAGUCAAUGUUCAGAUAUCCAAUGGUGGUACCGGUGCUGACAACUCUGAACAACAAGAUGAAAUCAAGCAAUAUUAUGAUUGCAGGUACCUUACUCCAUGUGAAGCCGCGUGGAGAACAUUCAAAUAUGAUAUUCAUGAUAGGUGGCCUCCAAUGUUGAGAUUAGGAUUUCAUCUUCCAAACCAACAAAGUGUUUUAUUCAAAGAGAAUGACGAUUUGGAAGUUGUGAAGGAAAACUCAACUAAAAUGGGCACUCAAUUCUUGGCAUGGAUGCAUGCCAACAAGAAGUACUCGGAGGGGAGAAAUCUCACAUAUGCAGAAUUUCCUUCCAAGUUUGUGUACAACAAAAAAUCAACAAUAUGGCUUCCUAGGAAAAGAGGCAUUUCUCUUGGUCGCUUGCAAUUUAUUGCUCCUGGAAUGGGAGAAAAUUACUACAUGCAUGUUUUAUUAAAUAGGCAAAAAGGUUGUGACAGUUUUAAAAGCAUAAGAACUGUAAAGGGUGUUGUUUAUCCCACAUUCCGCGAUGCAUGCGAAGCAAUGGGAUUACUGGAGGAUGACCGAGAGUAUGUUGAUGCAAUUUCAAUUGCAAAUCUUCGUAUAGAGGAUGAAGAAUUACAAAACUUAUGUCUGAUUGAGAUUGAAAAAAUAUUGCAAGGCAAUGGAAGGUCAUUGAAGGAAUUUCCAUGUUUACCAUACCCUAAAUUUUCAGAUAUUCAUAAUUUUGAAAAUAGAUUCAUUGCAGAUGAGUUGAAUUAUAAUAGGGAUGAAAUGGUAAAGAUCCAUGAUGAAUUGGUCGGUUCUCUUACUUCAGAGCAAGAGAUUGUUUAUAAGAAUGUUCUGGAUGUUGUUUUGUCUGAUAACGGUGGAUUCUUUUUUCUAUAUGGUUUUGGAGGAACUGGAAAAACAUUUGUCUGA
Lotus japonicus is the source of this 2415-nucleotide messenger RNA. RefSeq lists its product as uncharacterized. The transcript is spliced from 8 exons. The record is from RefSeq and is a predicted model, not a curated record. Bases 1 to 2415 code for a protein of 804 amino acids. Gene Ontology annotation, molecular function: DNA helicase activity. Gene Ontology annotation, biological process: telomere maintenance; DNA repair. Lineage: Eukaryota; Viridiplantae; Streptophyta; Magnoliopsida; Fabales; Fabaceae.